Messenger RNA from Ostrea edulis (European flat oyster), 5201 nucleotides. Its product is annotated as WASH complex subunit 2-like. The coding region runs from base 55 to 4947 and encodes 1630 amino acids. Lineage: Eukaryota; Metazoa; Mollusca; Bivalvia; Ostreida; Ostreidae. Gene Ontology annotation, cellular component: WASH complex; early endosome. Gene Ontology annotation, molecular function: retromer complex binding; phosphatidylinositol phosphate binding. The record is from RefSeq and is a predicted model, not a curated record. Gene Ontology annotation, biological process: retrograde transport, endosome to Golgi; protein localization to endosome. The transcript is spliced from 36 exons.
AAAGCGGAAGUCAUAUAUCAGUAUCAUGUGACAUAUUCCACACACACAUAAACAAUGGCGGACGUAGAAACACCCCCACUAGAGGCAUCGCAGACGACGUCAAAUUCUGCGACGAUGCCUGCUGAUGGGGGCAAACCCUGGGAGAGACCGUGGACUGUAGAGGAGAUGAGAAAGGAUGCAAACAAUUGGUCACUGUCUGGGGAUGCAGGGUUGCUAUUGUACUUGAAAGAUUUUUCCCAAAAGAUGAUUUCCCGUGUUCACGAAAUAGAGAAAGAAGUGGAUGGAUUGAUGCAUGAUUCAAAGAUGACUGGUGUUAGAGCUAACAAUGUCUUCAAUGACUUCAUCAUGCUGGCCAAUACUCAAUUUGUGGAAAAUAGGGUCUAUGAUGAAGAUGUCAGCCAGGAUGACACAGCAAAAGCCGGAGAAGAAAAUGAUGAAAAAGAGAAAACACGGGAACAGCGAGAGUCAGAGCUGAUUCCGAAGGUGAAAGAGGCCUUAGAGUUAGGCAUCAAUGUCAUUGAUCAAGCUUUUGAACAACUGGACAGCCAUGUGGCAGAUUCAGACUCAGAGGAAGAGGAAACGGGAUACAGGGCUGACCCGCUGCUGGAAGCUAAGGAUCCCUACUUUAGCCGGCUUCUCCCCUUGUUGAUUGGAACUCCCAGAUUCAUGGAGGAUGACUCAGUUGGUCUGGCAGAAGAGGAAUCAGAAGAAGAGGAGAGUGACCAGGGCAGUCUGAGCGAGAGUGAAUCCGAGAAAGAGGAAGAGGAUGAUAAAGGACAACUGGAGUCCUCGGAGGAGGAUUCUGAGUCGGAGGGCAGUGAUUUGUUUGGUGAGGAGGAUGAAAAAGAAAGUGGGUCAGAGAGUAGUGAAGAGGAACAGGAGGAGGUACCUGCCCCGAAAAAAUCUGCAGCUCCUCUUGAUUUUGCCUCCGAGUUAGCUAAGAAACUUGGACCUCCAGGGCCAGCACCAGCCCAGGAGAGUGAUGAGGGAGAACCAGUCAUUGAGGAAACCAAGGAAACCAAACGUAAAGAAAAGAAAAAGCGAGAGAAGAAAGAAUCAACCAGUAGCUCCAAAACAAAAACAAAGAAAAAAGAGAAAAUUGAGGACGAGCCGUUUCCUGCAGAUGAUGAGGAUGAUUCUCCAUUUGGAAAUAAAGGUGGACUUUUCUCAGGGACCAGUAAAGGGCUUUUUGAUGACAGUGAAGAGGAUGAGGGAGAUUUGUUUUCUGAGAAUGUCCCAGAAAAAAAGUCCUCCAAGAAAAUCACAGAGUCAGACAAAGAGGAAGAAGGUAGGAUAAUCACACAGUCAGACAAUGAAGAAGGUAAGAUAAUCACACAGUCAGACAAUGAAGAAGAAGAAGGUAGGAUAAUCAGACAGUCAGACAAUGAAGAAGAAGGUAGGAUAAUCACACAGUCAGACAAUGAAGAAGAAAAUCCCAAGGAAAAAAAGAGAAAAGGUAGCGGCAGGAAGCCGAAAGGUGGAGUGCCCAUGUUUGGAGAAGAUGAUGAAGGUGGUGAUAUGUUCAGUGAGAAGGCGGCAGAAAAGAAGAAGCCGUCCUCAUCAGCGCCUUCAGUAGGAGGAGGUCUGUUUGAUAAUGAAGAUGAGGAGGAGGAUCUGUUUUCUUCAGUUGCACCUAAAACAACUAAAGAAAAACCCAAGAAAAAGGAAACUGGUGGUGGAUUGUUUGAGGAGGAGGAGGAGGAUUUGUUUGCUGAAGUGAAAAAAGAGGAACCAGAGAAAGAGGAGAUAACUCCUCCACCCAAACAGGAAAAUAAAAAGAAACUUCCCCCUGGAGCAGUGCCAAUGUUUGGAGGAGGUGGAGGAAACCCACUGGCUGCUGCGAUCAAGAAACAGAGAAAACAAGACUCGGAUGAGGAAGAUAAUGAGUGGUCAGAUGAGGAAAAACCAAGGUCUGCUAGUGUCAAAUCCAAUCAGUCGGUGACGUCCAUUAAUUCUGCAUCCAGGUCCGCAGCCAUCAGCAAGACCAGCAAGCCUAGCCCCAGUCCGUCCAGCAACAGUUUGUUUGAUGAUGAUGAUGAUAAUACUGCUUUGUUUGCAGCCCCAGCCAAACCUAGGGCUGACAGUAAGUCGAAGACUAAACCUACAAAGUCCUUGUUUGAUGAUGAUGAUGGUGAUUUGUUUUCUUCCAAACCGUCAAGUAAACCAGCAGAAAAGAAAGUUCAGAAAUCUGGUGCUUUGUUUGAUGAGGAAGAAGAUGAUGGUUUAUUUGCUAAACCAAAGGACAGUGGAAAAAAGAAACCCGUAGGAGGGGUAUCAUUAUUUGGAGGUGAUGUCCUGCCCAAGAAAUCCACUGAUAAGGUGCCUGAAAAGAAGACGGAAACACCGAAAACCAGCAGACCUGCAAAACAGACCCUGUCUCUGUUUGAUGAUGAUGAAGAAGAGGAGGAGGGGGAUUUAUUUGGAGCUCCUACAGCUAAGCCAGCUACUGCGAAGCCCUCCAGUGCGAGCAAGACAAAAGGUUUGUUUGAUGAUGAGAGUGGCAUGUUUGAUGGGGAUGAAUCACCAAGUGUGGACAUAUUUAAUCAACCCAAGAUGGCACCAAAACUAAGCAAAGAUUUGUCUGCCCCUGUUCCCAAGGCUCCAUCCUCAAAAGAUGAUCUGUUCGAUGAGGACGACGAGGAUCUCUUCAGUACCGCCAAGGCAGCUGGUGCUGUAGAUGUCGGUGGAGUAACCACGGAAGAGUCCACCGAUGCCCCAGAUAAGGUACUCCCUGAAGAAAAGGAGGAAACCAAACCCAGAAAACCAGUGGGAGGCGUGUCCAUGUUUGGAGGAAUGGAUCCAAUGGCUGCCCUCAAAAACAAAGGCAAGAAGGCAAAUGAGGUCAAGGAUGUGACCCCACCACCAAAAGAAGUUGUGGAUUCUGAAGAUGAGGAUAUGUCUGGGAGGCCAGAACCUCCACCACUGGAUGUGCCUAAGACAGAAAAAAAAUCUAAACCUGUAGAUCCUUUGUUUGGUGAAGAGGAGGAGGAGGAAGAAGAUUUGUUUAACACAUCUCAGAAGGUACUCCCUGAAGAAAAGGAGGAAACCAAACCCAGAAAACCAGUGGGAGGCGUGUCCAUGUUUGGAGGAAUGGAUCCAAUGGCUGCCCUCAAAAACAAAGGCAAGAAGGCAAAUGAGGUCAAGGAUGUGACCCCAACACCAAAAGAGGUCAGAGAAGCUGAAGAUGAAAGUAGAGCAGAGCCUGCACCUAUGGCUUCACCCAAACUUAACAGAAAACCCAAAGCAGUGGAUGCAUUAUUUGGAGAAGAUGGAGAUGAUGACAUGUUCAAGGUAUCCUCUAAAAAGAGCUUCAGCACAACUCAUCCUUCAAAACCCUUCACCUCACCCAAACCUGUCAUUCCUUCAAAACCCAAGAAUUCCAAACCUGAGACUUCCAAGAAAUCUGAUUUAUUUGGAUCCCCCAACUCAGAUGAAGAUGACCUAUUUUCGUCAGCCUCCAAGCCUUCCAAAAGAGAACCCCCGAUUUCAUCAGUGAGCUCCUCCCCUCGUAAGCCAGUAGAACCCCCGAUUUCAUCAGUGAGCUCCUCCCCUCGUAAGCCAGUAGGUGGAGUUUCCAUGUUUGGCGGGGCGGAUCCAUUCGGAGUGGCAAAAAAAUCAGAACUAUCACCAGAUUCUGCUUCAACAGGAGGAGAUGGAGAUAAGAAACCUGAACCCACUUCCCCUGUUCCUGUUGGAAAAAUGCCCGGUAAAAUUGGCAAGCUGCAGAUGAACCUUGGAAUAAAUCCUGCGGCCUUGUUACCUGGAGCAGCACCACCCGUUAAGGAGCCGGAGGUGGUGGCAGUAGGAUUUGAUACUCCUGCUCAAGUUAACACCCUCCAGAGUGCCAACAAAAAUCGUGCCAAAAUUCAGGCCAAGAGACGACCUCCAAGUCGCAAAGGUCGAUCAGGAGGAGGAUUGUCAGCUGUCACUCCUGAGGAAGACUCCUCCCCUUCAACAGCACCGCCCCCUACAGAGAAGACACCUGCAGUUGAAAGUCGGGUACCUCAGCCCACAUCUGAUUUAUUUGGCAAUGAUGAUUUACUUGGGGAGGUUGACACAGGGAAUGAUUUCAUGGGUCCCCCUCCUGUGCCUGAUAACUAUGAGGAGGAGACUGAAAAUUUAUUUUCAUCAAGUAGGAAAAAGAACAACAUAAUGUCAGAUGAUGACUUGUUUAAUCCUGUGAUUUCCUCAACUUCCAAACCAGAACGUGUGCUGAAUUCAGCGAGUGAUGAUGAGGACAUUUUUGGUUCCAGUUCUGUUAAAAAUUCCUCGAAAUUUGUCAGCAAAAAGAAGGCAGACAGCAAAAAUGUUGGUGCAAUAGUGAAUGGAGGUGAUGACGUGUUGUCAGACAAAUCCCAGACUUCCAAAGUAGUUAUAGAAGAAGAGGAGGACUUGUUCGCUGUGAAACCCAAGUCAAAGAAACAGACUGAUUUUGAGAAGUUACUGGAUGACAAACCCGAGGCAGCUAAAGCUGAACCUUCCAUAGCAGUUGAUGGCGAUUUAUUUACUGAUUCAUCCAUGAACAAGAAAGCAGCAAGCAAUCCCAGUAAGACCGCGGCAGGAGAUGAGGAUAUUUUUGCUGAUUCUUCAGUGAACAAGAGCUCCUCAUCAGCAACAAAAGCAGACGAAAAGAAGAAAGACGAGGAUGAUGAUUUAUUUGGUAAACCAUCUCAAAAAAGCAAAAAACCUAGCAAAGUGAAGCCCAAGACCAAAGAUGAGGAUUUGUUUAAAGAUGAAACUGACAUAUUCGCUGAUGUCCCAGCAGCUAAACCACGGGAGAAAAAGAAGAAGAAAACUACGGAAAAAAAGAGCCUAUUUAAGGAUGAUAAUGAUGAUAUUUUUGCUACCACGCCUAGCAAACCAAAGGUGAAGAAGGAGAAGAAGGCAGAGGUACCCAAAAAGGCUACUACAGAUGUCACGGAUAUAUUUGAUGACCCAUUAAGUUGACAUCCUGUAGACUAAUACACACAAAAUGCUUUUACAAUAUGUCAUUUAAAUUAUGAACGGUGCUACCUGUAAUCAUCUUGGGCAGUAUUGCUAUCAUUUGUUGUAUAUGUAUACAUUUUAUGUUACAAAGUAAACUGUUGAGGCAGUCUUGUUGAAAUAUGAAGAUGAUAUGGUUGUUGACUUUUAUAGGUGUUGUACAACUAAAGGUUAAGUUUUCAAAAUAUAUUCAUUAAAAUUGCUGUAUUUUAAAUCUA